This is a messenger RNA of Petromyzon marinus (sea lamprey), 733 nucleotides long. Lineage: Eukaryota; Metazoa; Chordata; Hyperoartia; Petromyzontiformes; Petromyzontidae. The record is from RefSeq and is a predicted model, not a curated record.
AGGUGGAGGAGGAAGAGGAGGAGGAGGAGGAUGUCCGGCCGGGUUGCCCGCGGCCGCUCCGUGCCUCAACGGGGGCGUGUGCGAGGGCGGAGUGAGGUGCAGCUGCACACAAGGGUGGACGGGCCCGCACUGCGACCUCGUCAACCCGUGCCCCUCUCCCAGCCCGUGCCUCCACGGGGGUUCGUGCCACGCCCGCACCUCGGGGUCCCCGGGGGCCCCGGCGGCGUGGGGGUGCCGGUGCCGGGCCGGCUACGGGGGCCCCCUCUGCGAGACCCCCCAAGCUCCCUGCUACCCGUCGCCCUGCCAGAACGGUGGCACGUGCCGGCAGACCGGGGACUCCACGUACGAGUGCGCGUGCCUGCCUGGCUUCGAGGGUGGACACUGCGAGGUGAACGUGGAUGACUGCCCGGGUCACCGCUGCAAGAAUGGUGGAGCUUGCGUCGAUGGGGUGAACACCUACAACUGUAACUGCCCGACCGCCUAUACCGGCCAGUUCUGCACGGAGGACGUUGAUGAGUGCCACCUGCAGCCCAACACGUGCCUCAACGGGGGCACGUGCCACAACACGCCGGGCGGGCACAACUGCGUGUGCGUCAACGGCUGGAGCGGCGACUCCUGUGCCGACAAUGUGGAUGACUGUGCUAGCGCCUCAUGCACCAACGGAGCCACCUGCCACGACCGAGUCGCCUCCUUCUACUGCGAGUGUCCCAGCGGCAAGACCGGUACGGGGGGG